This is a messenger RNA of Mycetomoellerius zeteki, 684 nucleotides long. RefSeq names its product interleukin 1 receptor associated kinase 4 tube (gene tub). The transcript is spliced from 3 exons. The record is from RefSeq and is a predicted model, not a curated record. Bases 53 to 649 code for a protein of 198 amino acids. NCBI's taxonomy places the organism in Eukaryota, Metazoa, Arthropoda, Insecta, Hymenoptera, Formicidae.
UAAUUUCGGUGAAAAUUUGUUUUAUAAUACCGUUUAUAUAUUAUCGCUAAAAAUGUCUUAUAAAGCACAUUUGGAUAUGGAAAUACGAAAAUUGAGGCCCGCUGAGUUAUAUACUUUAGGAAGUAUGUUAAGCAUUUCUGAUUCUUGGAAGAAGCUAAUGUCUAUUGUGCUUAAAGAAGGAAAUGUUCCUAAAUUUAGUAGUGAUCAUAUCAGCAUCAUCGAACAAACAGCAAGUAGCGAUAAACGCAAUGCAGCUCAAAUAUUUUUGGAUGAGUGGAGUACUAUGGAGAAAAAGAGACCAACAUUAAAAUUAUUACAAGAACUUCUUGUAAAAGCAGAGUUAUUUAGAGCUGCUGAUUAUGUGGCAUGUGAUAUAUUAAAACAGGAAAGACCAAAGAGGCCAGAUUAUGGUCCAGCUCAUUCUAUUGAUACAAGUGAUACAAUCAUAAAUAAAUUACUAGAUAAUCAAAUGCUUCCACAGGAUACAUUUGCUAAUCGUACGAUAUUAAAACCAACAUCAGAGCUGAUUUCAGAAAUUAAUAGAAUAUGUUCUUCUGAAAAACCUGCAGCUGUACAGGCAGUGCAAAAUUAUAGAUGUGAGGAAUUAUCAUCUGAAGAACUGCCAGUAGUUCUUAACAACUAUAAAUAACUUGUAAAAACAGUGCUCAAUGUUUAUUUAUUUGA